Molecule: messenger RNA, 1660 nt
Organism: Cricetulus griseus (Chinese hamster)
Lineage: Eukaryota; Metazoa; Chordata; Mammalia; Rodentia; Cricetidae
Source: RefSeq, a predicted model, not a curated record
CUAGUCUUCAGCCCCCAGAGAUCCAACUGCCUGUGCUGAGAGCUGGAUUUAAAGGUGUUGCACCACUACACCCGGCUUUGUUCUGAAAAUUUUAAAUUCUCGGCAGUUGCUGUGCUAAAAAAUAAACAAAAAAGUGUUCAGGGACUCCGGUUUCUGAGAUGUGUGACCUUUAUGGGGUCACAGAACCAGCUGUGAGCACCGCAGGGCCAUUUGUUCAAGAAGGAAAGACUACAAUUCCCAGAGUGCGCCUCGUGGUUGCCAGGGGCAACCAUAAAACGCAGACUAACAGAGGCUGAAGUCUGAGGAAAAACUGAUCUACUCCUACCAGCCAUGGGGGUAGAUUACUAUGCUGUGCUCCAGGUCACUCGCAACUCAGAGGAUGCCCAGAUCAAGAAGGCGUACCGGAAACUUGCCCUGAAGAACCACCCGUUGAAGUCAAAUGAGCCAUCUGCACCAGAGAUAUUCAAGCAAAUAGCAGAAGCCUAUGAUGUGCUGAGCGACCAGACUUCUAGGCAGCAGGUUGCAAGAGCUAUCCUUGCCCAUCACCGUCCUGAGCUCUCUGACUGCCCCCCAGCCUCUCCAGUCACACACACCCCGGAUCCCUCCUCAAGGUCACAUGUGUCCACAGCUGUGAAGAGAGGCAUCUACGACAAGUUUGGCGAGGAAGGCCUGAAAGGUGGGAUUCCUCUGGAGUUUGGAUCCCAGACUCCAUGGACAACAGGCUACGUCUUCCAUGGCAAUCCUGAUAAAGUGUUUCAUGAGUUUUUUGGGGGAGACAACCCCUUCAGUGAAUUUUUUGAUGCAGAAGGAAAUGAUAUAGAUUUGAACUUUGGGGGGCUUCGGGGCCGAGGAGUCCAGAAACAAGACCCUCCAAUUGAACGAGACCUCUAUUUGUCCCUGGAGGACUUAUUCUUUGGCUGUACCAAAAAGAUUAAGAUCUCCCGAAGGGUGCUAAAUGAAGACAAGUAUUCCUCCACCAUCAAGGACAAGAUCCUGACAAUCGAUGUGAGGCCUGGGUGGAGGCAGGGCACACGCAUCACCUUUGAGAAGGAAGGGGACCAGGGCCCCAACAUUAUCCCAGCUGAUAUUAUCUUCGUCGUAAAGGAGAAGUUACACCCUCGAUUCCGCAGAGAGCGCGACAACCUCCUCUUUGUGUACCCCAUUCCUCUGGGCAAGGCUCUUACUUGCUGCACAGUGGAGGUGAGGACCUUAGAUGACCGUCUGCUCAACAUCCCCAUCAAUGACAUCGUCCACUGGAAAAAGGAAAAAACUGAAAGCCUGGAUAACCAAAGCCUCAGCUGGUCGCCAAGCUUGGAGAGGGACCCCAAGCGGAGGAAGGAAGGCAUGAACCUAGAGAGAGAAAACACAAGUCAUGGAGGAGGCACCUCCUCCUCCUGCUUCUACCACAGGCCUAGCAAUCCUCCCCAUGGACUGUCUCAAAGGAAGCUAACAGGACCUGGUGAAGAGCCCCACAGCUGUGUGCCCAAGAGCAAGACUCCUGAGUACCUGGCUCACUAGUUCUGCCCAGCUGAGGAGUAGAACCCAGCGCCUCGAACUUGCUGGGCAAGCACUCUACCACUGAGCCUUGCACCCAGCCCAAAUCCCCAUUUUAACCUUUUUUUUAAAAAAAAAAAAAAAAAAAAACAAAAAAAAAAAAAAA